This is a messenger RNA of Salvelinus namaycush (lake trout), 1822 nucleotides long. It is a transcript of the gene oxa1l, whose product is annotated as OXA1L mitochondrial inner membrane protein. Gene Ontology annotation, cellular component: mitochondrial inner membrane. Lineage: Eukaryota; Metazoa; Chordata; Actinopteri; Salmoniformes; Salmonidae. Bases 3 to 1418 code for a protein of 471 amino acids. Gene Ontology annotation, biological process: protein insertion into mitochondrial inner membrane from matrix; mitochondrial respiratory chain complex IV assembly. Gene Ontology annotation, molecular function: membrane insertase activity. The transcript has 10 exons. The record is from RefSeq and is a predicted model, not a curated record.
ACAUGGCUGCGAUCAGGAGUGGGGUGACUCCGGGUUGUCUAACAAGAUGUUUUUUAAGACAAAGUGGAAUAUCAAGUGCAGGCAACCCUUCAUUUACAGAGAGAUGGAACCAGAGGUUUCUACAGAGAUCCCAUCUUCACACAGUAAUAGAAUGCAGGAGUCCUACAACUAGAGCUGUUCUCGGUCGACGUCACAAUGGAAGGUUAUUAUUGGUCAGCGCGGUGUCCGUCAGGCACAACGGCUCACAGGUCCCCAGUGAAAGUAUUCCUAUGGCAACUCCAGUGCUGGAAGCAUCCAUUGACAGCCCUGUCGUCGUUGACCCCGCCUCUACUAUCACACAGCCAAUCGCCGAGCAGGUGUUAGAGGCUGCACCAACCGCAGUGGAUAUUCUGCAGGGGGUGGGAGCAGAGCUGAGCCUAUCAGAGCUGGGCCUGGGAAGCGCCACUCCUGUUGGCCUGGUCCAGAACCUACUGGAGUUCAUGCAUGUGGACAUUGGGAUGCCGUGGUGGGGAGCCAUUGUCGUAGGCACAGUGCUGGCUCGCAUCAUGGUGUUCCCGGUCAUCGUGAAGGGUCAGAGGGAGGCGGCCAAGCUGAACAACGUUAUGCCAGAGAUGACUAAACUCACCAACAAGAUGAACGAGGCCAAACAGAGUGGAAACAAGUUCGACUUUGCUAAGGCGUACUCUGACCUGACCAUGUUCCAGAAGAAACAUGACGUCAACCCUCUCCGUGGCUUCCUUGUCCCUUUGGUGCAGACUCCAGUCUUCAUCUCCUUCUUCAUCGCUCUCAGAAAGAUGUCCUACCUCCCUGUCCCCAGUAUGCAGACAGGAGGUUGCUUGUGGUUCUUAGACCUCACAGCAGCAGACCCUUUCUACAUCCUCCCCAUUGCUGUGACCGGAACCAUGUUCGCUAUACUGGAGCUGGGGGCAGAGUCUGGUGUGGACAACCCUAACCUGAAAGCCAUGAAGACAGUGUUCAGAAUCAUGCCCUUCGUCAUCCUCCCUCUCACCAUUAACUUCCCCACGGCGGUGUUUACGUACUGGAUGACGUCCAACUGCUUCUCCCUGGCCCAGGUGGCCCUGCUCAAACACCCCCUGGUCAGACAGAAGCUGAGGAUCCCAGAGAGGGUCGAACACCCUACCUCCGCCCUGCCCCAGAACGACGGCUUCUUCGAGACCAUCAAGAAGGGCUGGAAGAAUGCUCAGCUUGCCCAGCAGUUGGAGGAGAGGGAGAGGAGGAUCAAGAACCACCUGGAUAUUGCAUCAAAAGGUCCAUUGAGACAGACCUUCACUCACAACCCUCUACAGCAGUCAACACCAUCCAUUGCAGCAACAACAGCAACCAAGUCAGCCAAAGCUAAACAAGCCUCCCCGGCAACUGGUGGUAAGAAGAGGCCAUGGGAGGAGACUAUUGGUUGAAGAAGAGUGACGGACAGUUUGAAGGCCCAAUGAAUUAUGUGUUCAUAUUUAUUGAGAGAGAAGUGUGUGGAGGGAUUGGUUCGACAGGACAUGGGCGCGCAGGGUUUGUCAUAAAUGUAUUAAAUAAAGAGCAAACUUCUGUGUACAUUAUGACAACCUGAAUUCUGAUUUGAAAACAGGAAAUCGUAUAGUUGAUUAUAUCCAUUGGAAUGACUGCAAUGGAAUUAUUACAACCAGAGUAAUAAUAUAUACACACACAAUUGACUGCCCCCGUUGUGCUGUUUUAUUUCUGAUAGUUUUCAAAACCUAAGAAGGUAAAGCAGAUCCAAUUUGUUGACACCACAACACAGUUGACUUGGAUACACAUCCUGAAUGCUAAUCAAUAAAAGUGUUAAAUUCGCUGC